Brettanomyces nanus is the source of this 2061-nucleotide messenger RNA. RefSeq lists its product as uncharacterized. Gene Ontology annotation, cellular component: nuclear pore transmembrane ring; spindle pole body. The coding region runs from base 1 to 2061 and encodes 686 amino acids. NCBI's taxonomy places the organism in Eukaryota, Fungi, Ascomycota, Pichiomycetes, Pichiales, Pichiaceae. Gene Ontology annotation, molecular function: spindle pole body-nuclear membrane anchor activity. Gene Ontology annotation, biological process: nuclear pore organization; spindle pole body localization. The record is from RefSeq and is a predicted model, not a curated record. The transcript has a single exon.
AUGUCUUUUCGAUCGGAUCAUACAGCUUCAUGGAAUACAACGCUGCGCAAUAGACUUGAGCGCCAGCGUGGUCUCAAGUAUGACACAAUGAACGGACUGGGCAACGCUUCUAAUCGAUCGAACGGUUUCAGUGGUCUUAAGGACAUCAACAUUAACAAAAAAGGUCCUGCUAAACCGAAGCGAGUGUCCGGAUCAUACUCUCAGUAUUUUUAUAAAGUUUUUCAGAACCGAAUGAAAUACUAUCAUAGAUUGUCGUUUGUGAUAUCUCUUUCAAUGUGCGUUUUACUAACGGUUCCGUACGGAGGAAGCAUUCUUUUCUAUCCGGUAAAGGUAGCACUUUUAAGCACUGGAUUCGCUCUAGUUAAGUUUGCCAGAGAUUCGACUUUACGUGUGGAAUCAUCAGGUGCAUCGACGGAAAUUCAGCAUAUGAUUAAUUCGGUGUUCUCCUCGCAAUGCUUUAUACUAUUUGCAGCUUAUUUUGCCUCUACGUUUAUCAUUUAUUCCAUCAUUUUUUGGCAAUCUUCGUCAUCCGAUCUCAGUUAUUGCAUAUCCUCAGCUACAAAGACUGUUAAACCCUUUAUCAAUGAUAGCUUCAUGUUUUUUUGGUUUUUUGUGGCAUUUACAUCAUUUUUUUAUUCCGCUCAAAUGAUGAUAUUUGAGAAGAAUAAACUCAACUUUAAGAUAGGCACAUAUCGUGCAGAACCGGUCGACCAGCUCAAAAAUUUGAACUGGGUCUCUCUUUUGAAAGAAGCUGCAUCCAUCUCCGGAUGUGUGGUUGUCUUGUCAGGGCCUCUUUAUACUUUUGUGCGAAGGUUUAUCUUCAAAGUGAUGUUUUACCCGAUGAUUUCGGUGUUCAAUUUGAACAGACAGAUUCCAGCCAUUCGGUUUUCCUUAAGAUUAUAUCUAACUGUGAAUCUGAUCGGCUUCAUUACUGUGCUUGUUUAUGAACUUUUGAACCGAAUCUAUAACGCUUAUGCAAUGACGGGUUGCCUCGUAGUGAAAAAGCCUUUGAGCUCUUAUUCGGACAAUCAACAAUUUAAGACACUUAUGAGCGGACUUACAGAUUAUAAGGAUAGCCUUGUACGGUUGACGGCAUACCAAGAGCUCGUUUUCAGGACCACUUCUAGACAAAUGUCAGAUAGAACAUGUCUGUACGAAAAUAAUAAUGGGAUUCUAUUACUGGAUCAGAUGUCUAAAGUUAUUCGCAGCAGUGUUAAUGCUGCCAAAAUGGAGUUGCCAAAAUUGCAAGGCACGAAGGGAGAGAAAAAGCCUACUGUAAAGAAACAGAACGGUGACACUACUGCAACCAUUUUUGGACGUUUAGGAUUGGAUGCUGGAUUGAACGAUACAGAUUCUGUCAACGCUAUUGGAGCUGAUGAUGGUGAUGUUAAUGGCAUUUUUUCGACAAAUAAGGUACGUCCAGAAGACCUAUUUCUAAGAUCCACAUAUGUUAAGAAGCCACUAAAGAGCAAAGAUCCAGUUUUGAAGGGUUUUGUGGAGAAGGCAGAGGACGCAGCAUUGAAAUUGAUACAGAAAUAUCAGGUGCUAUUUGUAAGAAAAAUGAAGGAGUUUAUCAAUUCUCGUUCAGAGAAAAGUCGGAUACUUCGAAUUACAACUAAGGUAUUGAAAUCCGACGUGUGGGAGGUGAUUCUGUUUCGCUCGUACAAAUUAGAAGCCGAUCGGAGAAUUCCAAACAAGGUCAUUGUUGGUAACUGCAUAGUAGCCAUGUCAGAAAUGCUUCUUCAUGCCAGAAUCGAGGACAGAAAAAGAACUGUGUUGCACUCUCUAACUGAAGUGCUAAGUUUAUUGACUAGAAUUUACAGAUCAACCUCAGAGUUCCUGGAAAAUCCACCGGUAAAACCAAGGAGUGCCAACCAAAUCAAUCAUAAUGCGAUUAAGGAGAUCAACGACUUGGCGAUUUCAUACUUCUUCAAACUAGUGAUCUAUUACAACUCAACACUAAACGAUAUGAUUCUUACUCCUGACACGUUCAAAUUGGCCAAAUGGUGUACCGACGUGGCUUUGGAGGAACAACGCGCCCAACUACGAGAGGUAGAGUAA